Gongylonema pulchrum is the source of this 279-nucleotide messenger RNA. The record is from the annotation of a GenBank genome assembly. Lineage: Eukaryota; Metazoa; Nematoda; Chromadorea; Rhabditida; Gongylonematidae.
AUGAAUCAGCACAAAAAAGUGGUACUUGUAUCGUUCGGUUCCGUGGUAGCCAGCUAUGUGAUGCCAAAUGAAACAAAGCAAGCCUUCUUAAACGCGUUUGAUCGGUUCCCAGAUGUGACGUUCAUUUGGAAGUACGAAAAGGAGGAGCACCACAUCGCCAACGGGCACCCAAAUGUAAUCACCGAUAAAUGGCUACCGCAAACAGAUCUACUUGGUAAGAUUAUUUUCAUCCUAAAAGUGGCAGUUACUGUAGCUACCGCAAAUAACUGCUACAUUUAA